Messenger RNA from Aphis gossypii (cotton aphid), 1891 nucleotides. Its product is annotated as hydroxylysine kinase. Gene Ontology annotation, molecular function: amino acid kinase activity. NCBI's taxonomy places the organism in Eukaryota, Metazoa, Arthropoda, Insecta, Hemiptera, Aphididae. The transcript has 7 exons. The record is from RefSeq and is a predicted model, not a curated record. The coding region runs from base 145 to 1320 and encodes 391 amino acids.
AAUAACAGGGCGUGGUUUGUCAAGUAUGUAGGUAUUGUAGCAUAUUAUAUUAUCCCUCCAUCAUAUUAUAUUAUGUACUUCGCCAUCUGCACAUAAUUCGUAUUGAUAUACUACGAUUCUAUUAUUUAUGUUACAUUCAGUUUUAUGUUAAAAUAUUCGGGUUUUUUUUUUUUUUUUUUUGUGUGUUUUGAGAGGAGAGUGAUCCAGUUUUAUAAUUUGUUGCUGUCGCACACAAUAAAUAAAAUAAAUACUUACGACCACAAAAUGGCAGAUUUAACGGAAAACAUAAGCCCCGUUUUAAACAAGGAUCAGGUUGAGGACAUUUUGAAAAACGAUUACGGUUUUAUCAAUGGAAAACUCCAAGAAUUAGACGGUUACGAUGAUAAAAACUAUCACAUAACAGAAGUCAAAAAAUGUAUUGAAGAAAUUGAAUUUCCAACAGAUGGAAUUGUCAUAAAAUUUAUAAAUUCAAUUGACUCAAAGAAUUUAUUAUUUCUCGAUGCACAAACAAAACUUACUCAAUAUCUAGAUCAUUCUGGAAUAUUCUGUCCAAUAUCUGUGCUCAAUAAAUAUGGUGAAAGUUAUCGGUCUCUCUUUAUUAAUGGCAAAACACAUGCAGUCAGAGUCAACAAAUAUAUUAAAGGCGAAACUAUGAAUAAAGUUAAAAUCAAUUCUGAAAUAUCAACCAAUUUUGGUUUAUAUGUUGGUCAUUUAACUUCAAUUUUAAAGAAAUUUGAUCAUGAUGGAUUCCAUAGAAAUCAUUUGUGGGCUUUAGAAAAAUGUCCAGAAGUUUUAAAAUUUGUAGACGUUUUUGAUCAAGAAAAGCAGCGACAAACUAUAAUAACUAUUAUCAAUAAAUUUCAGUUUGAUGUUUUGUUCAAUGCUGAUCAACUUGAAAAAAGUGUUAUUCAUGGUGAUCUUAAUAUGAAUAAUAUGAUCAUAAAAGACAACAAAAUACUUGGUGUUAUAGACGUAGGUGAUGUUGUCUAUUCAUUCACAAUUUUUGAUUUCGCUAUUGCGUUAUGUUAUCUAAUUUUGCAUGAAUUUAAUGACAAUAAUGCAAAAUUAUCUGAUGUACAAAUUAAGAAUUUUGUUGAAGCCUAUGAAAAACAGUACAGAAUUUUAAAUGAUUUUGAAAUUUCAAUUAUACAUACUUGUGUGUGUGCCAGAAUUUGUCAAAGUUUGGUUUUAGGUAAAAAAUCAAGUCUAAGAGAUUUAUCGAACAAUUAUAUACUAUCUACACAGAAAAUUGGGUGGAGAGCAUUAGAAGAAUUAAUUAACAUCAAAGAAGAUAAAUUUAAUAUGUUACUGAAACAUUAGUUUUAGGAAUUAAAUUUUAAUAAUGUUUACCAUUAUUAUUGAUUUUAGUUUUAUGUUAAGCAUAAAAACUUUAUAGGUUAACCUAUUACCUGAUAUUUAAUACUUAUGGUACUAUAUAAAUUUAAAAAUAUAUAAUAUUAUGAAUACUGCACAAUGUAUAGAAUGCAUGUAUGUAAUUAGUAAUAAGCUAAUACUAGUAAUACUGCUAAUCCUUUUGUAUGUAACAGGUACAGGACCGUAUUUACGCCUAGGCUGGAAAAUUUUGUAAGAAAUAGAAAAAAAUUCAUAUAAAUAUUAACUACAUUUUUUUUUCUUGGAGUAGGGGCGGCAUCUGUUCUAAACCUGGCACUGAACAGGUACCUAUAUAUAUAUCAAUUAUUAUUUUAUAUCUUAUCUAAUAUUUAAUGUAUAUAAUUUAAAAAAAUCUACAAACUAUAUUUGUAUGUUUGUAUUAUUAUUUACUACAUAUCCUGUUAUCAUAGUAUGUAUAUUAAUUAUUAAUAAUUAUAAUACUAUUAUUUUUAUGAUUGUAAAUUUAUCACUUAUAAUAUACAUGGAUAUUGGAUAUACA